GGGACAUUGUGGUGAGAAGGUAUAUGUUCGGGUGCUCUGAGCACACUGACAGGUACAACAUGUAAAACACGGUUUUAAACUUUAAGUCAAUAUUAUUAAUAAUUUUAAUGAAAAUGACUCUUCGCCUCACGUAAAGCGACAAACGCGAGAGCAGUACGUCUCGUUGCAGCUUCUCGACUGCAGUGACGGGACCGUUCGCUUCGGCGUUCCGUGCAGUACAAGUCCCCAGACCCCUCAGCUGCCCAUCAAUUUGCCUCUCAGGAUUCUAUUGGGACUUCUCUGGAUCUGACGGCAUCCACUUUGUGGUCCCUCAGUUUCUGACUCUUCGGCAAGGAUUUUGUUUGAAAACACAGGUGGUACAGCAAAGUGGACGAGGGCAGGAAUGGAGCCUAGGCUCACACUGUGGUUGGUAGUCCUUCUGGGCUUCUCCUGCAGCUCCUGGACCUUGAAUCCCGAUGAUCCUAAUGUUUGCAGUCAUUGGGAGAGCUAUGCAGUUACAGUCCAGGAGUCCUAUGCCCAUCCAUUCGAUCAAAUCUACUACACGAGAUGUACUGAUAUACUCAAUUGGUUUAAGUGCACAAGGCACAGGAUUAGCUACAAGACAGCCUACCGGCGGGGCGUGAGGACCAUGUACCGGCGCCGUUCUCAGUGCUGCCCAGGUUACUUCGAGAGCGGAGACCUCUGUGUCCCCCUGUGCACAGAGGAGUGUGCCCAUGGCCGCUGCGUCUCUCCUGACUCUUGUCAGUGUGAGCCCGGCUGGGGGGGUGUGGACUGCUCCAGUGGCUGUGAAAAUGACCACUGGGGACCUCACUGCAGCAACCGCUGCCAGUGCCAGAACGGUGCACUGUGUAACCCAAUCACAGGUGCCUGCGUCUGUACUGAUGGCUACCAGGGCUGGCGCUGUGAGGAACCCUGUGAGCCCGGCUUCUAUGGCAAAGGCUGCCAGCUGGAAUGCCAGUGCCUUAAUAGGGCCACCUGUCACCAUGAGACGGGCGAGUGUUUGUGUGGUGCGGGCUACACCGGAGCAUUCUGUGAGGAGCAGUGCCCCCCUGGCAGUCAUGGACCCCAGUGUGAACAGCGCUGUCCUUGUCAAAAUGGAGGGGUGUGUCACCAUGUCACUGGGGAGUGCACCUGCCCUCCUGGCUGGACAGGCCCUGUGUGUGCCCAGCCCUGCCCGUUUGGCAAGUUCGGCAUCAACUGCAGCCAGGACUGCCCCUGCCGCAACAAUGGGUUGUGUGACCACAUCACCGGGCAGUGCCAGUGCUCCCCGGGAUACAGUGGAGAGAGGUGUCAGGAGGAGUGUCCCAUGGGAACAUAUGGGCCACAGUGCGCUCUCAAGUGUGAUUGUCAGAAUGGUGCCAGGUGCUACCACAUCAACGGGGCAUGCAUGUGUGACGUGGGCUUCAAGGGGCCACAUUGUCAGGAGCGCUUCUGCCCCCCUGGUCUUUACGGCCUCAUUUGCGACAAGUACUGUCCCUGCAAUGCCACCAACACACUUAGUUGCCAUCCUUUGUCAGGAGAAUGCAUGUGUGCAACCGGCUGGGCAGGACUCUACUGCAAUGAGACCUGUCCAUCUGGUUACCAUGGCGAAGGCUGCAGCCAAUUGUGCAGCUGUGCCAAUGGAGCAGACUGCGAUGGCGUCACCGGGGCCUGCAUAUGUGCACCUGGCUUCACGGGGGAAGACUGCACAGUGGGCUGCCCCCCUGGCUUCUAUGGCACGAACUGUUCCUCACCUUGUUCCUGUCGCAACGAGAUAGCCUGCUCCCCUGUUGAUGGUUCCUGCAUUUGCAGAGAAGGCUGGCAGGGUGUGGACUGCUCCAUCGUGUGCUCCAGUGGCACCUGGGGCCUUAGUUGCAACCAGACCUGCACAUGUGCCAAUGGGGCAGCCUGCAACCCCGUGGAUGGCACCUGCACCUGUUCACCAGGCUGGAGGGGGGAGAGCUGUGACAUAUCCUGUCUUGAUGGCACAUAUGGGCUGGAGUGCCGUGAACGCUGUGACUGCAGCCAUGCCAAUGGAUGUGACCCAGUGAGUGGGCAUUGCCGAUGCCUCGCUGGCUGGACAGGAAUCCACUGUGACAACAUGUGCCCCCAAGGAUGCUGGGGACCCAACUGCUCCAUGUCCUGCACCUGUGAGAAUGGGGGUUCCUGCUCCCCUGAAGACGGCACUUGUGUGUGCGCCCCUGGAUACCGUGGAACAUCCUGCCGCCGCAUCUGCUCCCCAGGGUUCUACGGACACCGCUGCAGCCAGUCGUGCCCACAGUGUGUCCACAGCAGCGGACCAUGUCACCACAUCACUGGCCACUGCGAGUGUCUGCCUGGCUUCUUUGGCCCACUGUGCAACCAAGUGUGUCCCAGUGGCAGGCAUGGCAAGGGCUGUGAGGAGGUGUGCCUCUGCACCAACAACGGCACCUGCAACCCCAUUGAUGGCUCCUGUCAGUGCUUCCCAGGUUGGAUUGGCAUCGACUGCUCCCAGGCCUGUCCCCAUGGCUACUGGGGUCCUGACUGCCUCCACAUGUGUAACUGCCACAAUGGAGCCCUGUGCAGCGCCUACGAUGGGGAGUGCAAAUGCAGCCCUGGCUGGACUGGACUCUACUGCACGCAGCACUGCCCUGCAGGGUUUUUUGGCAAGGACUGUGCAGAGGUGUGCCGAUGCCAGAACGGUGGCGACUGCGACCACAUAAGUGGUCAGUGUGCAUGCCGGACGGGCUUCAUAGGGAACAACUGUGAGCAGAAGUGUCCUUCUGGAACAUUUGGAUAUGGAUGCCAGCAGCUCUGUGAGUGCAUGAACAAUGCCACCUGCGACUACGUAACGGGCACCUGUUACUGCAGCCCAGGCUACAAGGGCAUCCGAUGUGAUCAGGCGGCUCUAAUGAUGGAGGAGCUGAACCCCUACACCAAGAUCAGCCCAGCGAUGGCGUCAGAACGACAUUCAGCAGGAGCUGUGAUGGGCAUUAUCUUCCUGCUCCUCAUCAUCAUGGCAAUGCUCGCUCUGUUUGUGUGGUAUCGGCAGAGGCAGCGGGAGAAGGGCAACGACAUGCCCAGCGUGUCCUACACCCCGGCGCUGCACCUCACCAGUACUGACUACUCCCUCUCCGAAACUCCGCAGACCAGUGGCAGCGCUCACUCUUUCUUCAACCCCAGCUACCACACACUGGCCCAGUGUGACGCCGCGCCGCACCUCACCAACAACUUGGACGCCAAAUCCACCGCGAAGAUGAAAAGCAAGAGCAGAGGCCGCGCUGGAGCCGCGGACUGGAGGGACUACUGCAACCUGAACAACCUGGAUUACAUGAAGGGCUCCAUGUGCAGCUCAAGCACCUGUUCUCUGAACAGUGAGAACCCAUACGCCACCAUCAAAGACCCCCCCAGUGGCACCUGCAAGCACACUGAGAGCAGCUAUGUGGAGAUGAAGUCCCCAGCACGCCAUGAGCUGCCCUGCUGCUCCUCUGCUGCUGCCGGAUCUGUGGCCAACAGGAACGUGUAUGACGUGGAGCCUACAGUGAGCAUUCUGCAGGGAGCCAAUGGAAUAGCGACCGGUUUUUCCCAGAACCCUUACGACCUUCCACGCAAUAGCCACAUCCCCAGCCACUAUGACCUGCUGCCCAUGCGCCACAGCCCCACCCACACCUCACCUCCUACUGAGAGCCCGCCUGACUCCCUGCUAUAGAAGGCAGCUCAGCCUG
This is a messenger RNA of Scleropages formosus (Asian bonytongue), 3683 nucleotides long. It is a transcript of the gene megf11, whose product is annotated as multiple EGF-like-domains 11. Bases 383 to 3667 code for a protein of 1094 amino acids. Gene Ontology annotation, molecular function: protein binding. The record is from RefSeq and is a predicted model, not a curated record. The transcript has 25 exons. Lineage: Eukaryota; Metazoa; Chordata; Actinopteri; Osteoglossiformes; Osteoglossidae. Gene Ontology annotation, cellular component: membrane.